This is a messenger RNA of Labeo rohita (rohu), 2276 nucleotides long. Its product is annotated as tetratricopeptide repeat protein 9A. The coding region runs from base 844 to 1551 and encodes 235 amino acids. Gene Ontology annotation, molecular function: protein binding. The transcript is spliced from 3 exons. NCBI's taxonomy places the organism in Eukaryota, Metazoa, Chordata, Actinopteri, Cypriniformes, Cyprinidae. The record is from RefSeq and is a predicted model, not a curated record.
GAAAGAGACGGAUCGAACUUUUCUAGCUUAUAAGCAUAUAACAUGCACAUGUGUUUGUGAGUAUAAAAAUAACAGACUGAGCAAAGCAGAAAUCCCCACCCAGCACGAUCUACCGCAAUCACGACACACCCAGACAGAACAGCCGUACCAGCUAACCGCUUACAACACACACACCUGUGGGACAAACGUGACGUUGCCCAUGCCAAAGGGAUUCAUUCCAUUACGCAGAUAUUCACCACCAUCACAUCUUAAUGAAAUGAAUGUGGGUUGACAAUAACUUUGUUGCGAGCAUAAUGAAAGAGAGAAGAACAGGUCUUCUGAAGCAAGGGAAGAUCAAAGGAAGAUGAUUAAACUGCAUUUCAAUAGCUCUUUUCAGUGUCCAGCAGCAGCUGUUUUUUGUUGUGUUCUGGGGUCAGAAAAUCACGUCACACGAAAUCAUCGUUUGAGCAAGUGAAAUGCGUUUGUUAACGGCUGAGUUGCGCUCAGCUGGAUUUUAGUGGAAACGGGACCUCACGCAGGGGGGCUGACAGACCGGUUAUCGCGCUCCAUCCGUGAUGACCGCAUUUCUUAAGGGCUUCAUGCGCACGCUCACUCCCUUUUGAGUCAUUUGGUGAGAGCAGGACGUGCCGAUCCCUGUCCGUUCCGCCAGUCUGCUGAAAAGAGAGAGAGAGAGGGGGGCGAAAAAGAGGAAAAAUUCACAGUAGUGUGUGUGUGAAUCAUCCGGGAAUCCAUCUUUAAAACAGAACCGUGUAGACGUGGUCGUUACGCGGGCAUGUAAACGCGCAAAGAGGCAACGAAGGAACCUCGGAAACGCGAGCUUUACAGAAUUAUCAACACGGUGGGAUGAGCGUGGAGCAGGGGAGAUUUGAAGGAAUGAUACGCAAGGGAAACGGCACGAUGAGCGUCAUGAGCGGCAGCGCGAACUCCACCGUCGUGCAUCCUCCCGGUGGCCGUAGCCGCGGAGACCCGCGCUACCCGCAGCACGCUCCCCAUCAGAGCGGCUCGAUGGUGAAACCCCAAAACGAGCCCGCGGACCUGGUGAAACGAGCCCUGGACUUCAAGACGCAGGGCACGCAGUGCUACAAGGAUAAAAAAUACCGCGAGGCCAUCGGCAAGUACCACCGCGCACUGCUGGAAAUGAAAGGACUGUGUCGAGUGCUGGGGGAUCCGGACACCAGCAAGUCCCCGUCCACCGUCCUGACCAGCAUCAGCAAGUCCAGCCUGACGGACGAGCAGAAAGGCGCGGUGGAGAACGCGGAGCUGGAGUGCUACAACAGCCUGGCAGCUUGUCUGUUGCAGAUGGAGCUAGUGAAUUAUGAACGAGUGAAAGAGUACUGUCUGAAGGUUUUGAGAAAGGAGGGCGAGAAUUUUAAAGCCCUGUAUCGCUCUGGCGUGGCGUAUUAUCAUCUGGGAGACUUUAACAAAGCCCUGCACUACCUAAAGGAGUCACACAAACAGCAGCCCACAGACACAAAUGUCAUCCGCUACAUCCAGCUCACGGAAAUGAAGAUUCGACGAAAUGCCCAGAGAGAGAAAUCAGAAGUUCCAUAAAAAAAACCCAGCUCCCGCUUGAAUAGCUUUCCACUGCGGACACCCCACACUUCCCUCAUCGCACUCUCUGUGGACGAGGUUCGGCAUUUCACGGAAGGCGUUAUUCCAGUGCGGGUCAACACACCUGUCUCAGUCCUGUCAGAAACCAUCUCUGGCUCAGAUUGAAAAGCUGAAUCAGGUGUGCUGUGCCCUGCAGUAGACUGUGGAGACCAGGGAUGGAGACCACCAGGGAUCUCAAUGGCAUUUAUGGUGCUUUUUGAAGUACAGUAGUGUUUGCUUUUAUUCCUUGGUUGUAUUUAAGCUACAAACUAACAGAUGUAGGUCUCUCAAGGCGGUUGUGGUCUGAAGUUGUGCUCCACAGAACACCCUCAGAUCAUUUUGUGGCUGGUGAAACAUAAUUGACAUAUUCCUGCAGCUUUUUCGUUCGCGUAUUGUUUCCAGAUCAUGAUGAGAUGUUUUUGUUAGAGAUUCCGAAUCAGUUUUGCUCCUUCAUUUGAAGUGCAGUUAAGUGUCACUACCAGUGAAAAUGAUGCCAGUCAUGUACAACCUACUCUUCACUUAACACCCACAUUCAAAUCGCAGUGGGAAAGAUCUCACACGCACAGAGUGGGCUUAAGUGUUCACACACGCACAGUGGACAUGAGUGUAAGCAUGUGAAUCAAGCACAGUCUGACACGCAUACAAAAGCAUGUAGGAGUAAAAUAAACUGUGGUCAUUGUUAUGUA